Molecule: messenger RNA, 1395 nt
Organism: Hyaloscypha bicolor E
Lineage: Eukaryota; Fungi; Ascomycota; Leotiomycetes; Helotiales; Hyaloscyphaceae
Product: amine oxidase B
Exons: 3
Coding region: 1-1395 (464 amino acids)
Molecular function (GO): oxidoreductase activity
Source: RefSeq, a predicted model, not a curated record
AUGCCAGAGCAGAUCCAUGACGUGAUCGUCGUCGGCGCCGGGUUGAGCGGUCUUCAAGCAGCUUACAACAUCCAAAAAGCAGGCUUCUCUUGUGUUAUCCUCGAAGCCCGCAACAGAGUCGGAGGGAAGACAUGGAGCGUGCCGCUGGCAAGUGGGAAAGGAUGCGUCGAUAUUGGAGCGGCGUGGACCAACGACACGAAUCAGACGCAUAUAACUGCCUUGGUGAAGAAGUUUGGACUUGAGAUUGUUCAGCAAAACAUCGAGGGCGAUUGUAUAUUCCAAGAUCAGGAUGGUGCUACUCAUGUGUUCCCGUAUGAGGCCUCUCCCAAGUUCACCAAUGCAGAAGUCGAGGACCUCGAACGCAUCCGGGACAUCAUUCACGACCUCUCUGUAAUAUAUCAUGCUAAAGGGAAAAGUGACGAAAAUUAUGAUCACAUGAGUUUGGAGCAAUUCGUCAUCGCCAAAGAUGGAAUGAAGAAAACUGUUGAUAUGGUCAAGAUAUGGAGUCGUGUCAUGCUGGGUGUUGAGUCGACAGAACUGAGUGCACAGUUUUUUAUCGAGUACACUGGAAAGGGCGGAGGAUUGAAAACUCUUCGCUCGGACGGGAAAGGUGGUGGGCAGUAUUUGAGAUUCAGAAAAGGGACACAAUCCCUUUCGCUUGGCCUCGCCUCCCUUCUCAAACCAGGAACUAUCCACCUCUCAACCCCAGUUUUCUCCAUCUGUGAUAAGGGCUCAUCAGUAACAGCAACCACAACAACUUCCCGGAUGUUCACCGCCAAGAAGCUUAUCCUCAGCAUCCCCACACCUCUCUAUAGAGACCUUACCUUCUCUCCAUCACUCACCGGCAAAAAACUGACCUUCGCAUCCAACACAAAACUCGGUUACUACUCCAAGCUCAUCCUCUGCUACUCUUCUCCCUGGUGGACUAAGACCCAAAAGUGUGGCCUUGCACUCUCCUACCAAACACCCGUUGGCGUUGUCCGUGACACGAGCGUCGCAGCCGACGGCCAGUUUUCUCUCACCUGCUUCCUCGGCGGAGAUCCGGGACUGGCGUGGUCUCUUCUUCCUGCUCACGAACGCCGUGCCCAGGUCAUGCAACAAGUUGCCAAGAUUUAUGGGAAUGAAGAAGAGGUGUUCAAGCCAGUUGAAGUGUUUGAGCAGGAGUGGACUAAGGAGGAAUGGAGCAAAGGCGCUCCGUCUCCUGUCACCGGGCCGGGAUUGUUGACAGAGGCUGGGAAGGCGUUAACUGAGAAGGUGGGCAAUUUGCAUUUCGUGGGGACGGAGACGAGUGAUGUUUGGGCGGGGUAUAUGGAGGGAGCUGUGAGGUCUGGGGUUAGAGGAGCUAGGGAAGUUACUGAGCGUCUGGGUGGUGGGGUGGUUGCAGCAAAGCUGUAG